Messenger RNA from Anoplophora glabripennis (Asian longhorned beetle), 3658 nucleotides. Its product is annotated as leucine zipper putative tumor suppressor 2 homolog. The transcript has 7 exons. The record is from RefSeq and is a predicted model, not a curated record. The coding region runs from base 300 to 1979 and encodes 559 amino acids. Lineage: Eukaryota; Metazoa; Arthropoda; Insecta; Coleoptera; Cerambycidae.
UAAGACCACUUUUGAGUCUAGUGCGCGCUGCUAGGAAAGAAACUCGCAUCGCGACUCGUCUCUCUAGGUCACAAUAUUAAUAACGAUGUAAGUAGGCGAUGCAACCGAGCCGAAUUUGAUCUAGUGUGUUGGAAAAACAAUGGACCCGGUGACAUUUCAGUGCGGUACGUGCGGAUUUACAUAGUUCUGUAUUGGGAUCGAAGGCCUGCCGUCGAGGAUUACCUUUCGGGAUUGGUGUUCAGUGCAAAAACGACAGACGGUGAACAUCUCUCAACGAAGUCUUAAAUAUGUAAUACACCAUGGCCACCAUCGACAGUGGUACAGAGACGCUCUUCUCUGAUGAAUCACCAUGUGAACUGGUGUGCUCCCCAAGCGUAUGCUCUGGCGAUGACACAGAGGCACAGCAUGAGGGCACCCGGUCGGUUAACAGUAGGCUGGCACCACCUAAUAUUCAGCCGUACAGUGGUGUUCUUGAAAAGGGUAAGGUGGUAAUCCGACCCAUAGCCUUCAAACCGGCAGCCAUGACGCCUUCAGCCAGAUUCGGUAUCAGCGGAGAGCGAUACGGUUCGACGCCCAUUCUCACCAGGCCCGGAUCAAGAUUGACCCUCUAUGGAAGUAACAACGACCUCCACCAGCAAAACGUAAACAUAAACAAUUAUUCCCUGGACCGAAAGCUCCGAUCGUCCUGUCCGUCGGCGUCUUCGUCACCGCCUUUGGCCUUAAAUUCACUUUCAUCUCUUCCUCAUAGUCAUCAGCUGAUCAACUACGACAGUCUGGAGAGCGUCAGAAAGUCGCCUAUUUCGAACACGGACCAUUCCAUUGGAAACAAGCCCUCCUACCGACUGAUCUCCACCUCCGUGGGGGGCAGUCUCAUGGACCUCACCCCCUCCCCAUCGGAUUCCGGCGUUUCAGAACUAGAGGCCGCCCUCAGAGACCGCGACUCGGAGCUCGCCUAUCUGCGUCAGACCAUGGAGCACAACGAACAGGUCAUCUUCAGGGUGUACCAGGAGAAGGAGAAAGUAUGGGAACGCGAACUGAAGAGAUUAAAAACGGUCCAGGAGAACCGACUAAGAGCCAGCGCCCAAAAAGUGCUCAAGCUGGAGCAGAUGCUGAUGAUGCAGACGUACCAGCUGCAGCAGGACAAGAAGAGGCUGCUGGUGGAAGCCCAGAGGGCCAACAUGCAGAGCGAGAGGCUCAAACAGGAGGUGGCGGUGUUGAGGGGCAGGUUGGAGGAGACGGAGUGGGGGUUGUGUCAGAAGACUGGGGAGAUUUCGUUGCUGAAGACGCAGCUGAAGGAAUGCCAGAACGACCAGACCAAUAAAUGUCAGGAAUUGCUGCAAAUCCGCACCGACCACCGCGAUCUAAGGGAGCAACUGGAAGAAAAGGACAAAGAAAUAGAACAGCUCAGAGCCUCACACACCUCAAAGGACAAAGAGGUAUCUAACCUUAAAGAUGAAAUCAAAAAGCUCAAAUCUAAUUCGUUUUCCCCCACCUACGACUCAUUGGACCCAGUUGAGAAAAACAUCGAGGACUUAUCAGAAACGGAAAGGCUAAGGGCCGAAAUUAGGGAGCUUAGGGAAGAACUGUCAGACAUGAGCCUGAACGACUACAGCGGCAUAGAACCAGGAAGGGUACAAAGAAGCCAGAUAAUCGCCCAGGAGGACAGCCUAGAGGACCUGGAGAUACAAAAACUAAACGGAGAACUCGUCGACGAUAACAUCUACUCCAACCCGGAAAUAGACAAACUGAGACAGGAACUAGAACAGCGGACGAAGCAGUUCGAAAAGGAGAGACUCAUCUGGGCGCAAGAGAAAGAAAAAGUGUUGAGGUAUCAGAGACAGCUCCAGAUGAACUACGUGCAGAUGUUCAGACGCACUAGGGUCCUGGAGGCGGAAAUCGAAAGCCUCACGAUCGAGCUGGAACUGGAUAAAACGGGGGUGAAGAAGAAACUAGACUUGUCGCAAACCAUCGAGUUAUGAUCGUGGGUCUGGCGGAGCUCUAUGGUAUUUUUUCUCAUGUAGAAUCGCUUCUACAUUUGUGGGUUAAAAGUGCUGUAUUAAUGCUUUUAUACAGGGGGUCGCAACCUAGAACUUUUAUUACAAUUCAGAAAAGAUACUGAUGGUCCAGAGGCAUUGUUUGUAAUGCCUGAUUUUUCUCUUUAGUUGAUGAUAUUUCGUUCAGAAUAUUGAGCAAAGUUAUCUAUAACUUUACAACCAGUUUCACCAGUUUUCUUUCUAUUGGCGGAUUCGUUGUGGUGUGCUAAAAUCAAAUUUUAAUUACUUAAAUUUCAAGUAGAAUGACUGAAAGAAUUAGGCUGAUACAGACGAUAUGGGAAGUACGCUUUCUAUUUUGUUUCGUAAACGCUGUUAUCAGUUACAUGUAUCUCCAUCUUGAUUACAAUAUUUCAAAAUAAAAAAAUAUAUAUUCGUGGAUAUGUAAUAUACUUUUUAUCUCUCAACUGCAAUCUAGUAAGUCGGUAAUUACUGCAAAUUUAAUUAUGUCUGGAAAUUGUGACAGAGGAAUUAAGGCUCACAGAAAUAGGAACAUUAAAAGUAGUUCACGUUAUUUCCUCUAUUACAAAUUUUGAUUAAUGUUCAGCCAAUCUCUAAAAAAAUAAAAUGUGGCAAUCAGCCAAGAUUAAAUAUCGUACCGAAUUUCCGUUAUUUAACACAAUUUUUUUACAACUUUGACAUAUCACAAUAAUAAACAACCUAACCUUAAAAAAACUCCCCGCGCGCGCCGUUCUUGAUAGCCUCAAUGAUUUGGGACCGAGGGGCUAUCCCUCUUUGUCCUGCCUCAUCGCUGUGGACCUUGACAGCUUCGUGAAGGUGGGUCCCAUCCGUCGUCGACCCCAACUACAAAUGUAGCCGAUGUAGACGCUUUGUGGGACCUCCUCUUGUCCUGUCUGACACCCGUCUUCUGGCGCGUUGUUUCUCGAAAUUUCCAUGGGUUUCUAAGAACCUUAGAGCACAUACUACGUGGAAUAAGCACAUCGUGUUAAAAAGUGUAAACGCUGUAGAGAGAAAGGGACGAUGGUUUGGAUAUUCGCUCUCUCUUUCUCUCAAUUUUAUUUGAAUAUCCCGAGAAUAAACAAACAAAAUCCAUCACAACUUUUGUUUGCUUUUUCAGAGGUUAAGAAGUGCCUUUUCUGCUAGAGAGCUUAGGGAGUUGCGUUAGCCAAUCACGUGCCAGCGAGAGAGAGAGAUAGUACCCAACAUAUCCCCUUCUCUUUCUCUUUGACACAAUUCUAAAACAUGAUAGAAAGAAACAGAACAUAUUCUUGGAACGUCAUGAAACAAAUGAGUAAACAGAUGUGUAAGCAAAGCACACUAGGCGAAUUUCGCUAAAAUAUUACGAAAUAAGUAUUUUUAAAAAAGUUUAAGUAGAAAAGAGUCAGUACAGUACGAUCUUAUUUUCCUUUGAACGUUGUACAAUUGAAAUGAUCAACAAUUUAUGAGACCCCUUGUAAAUUACGAUGAUUAUUUAAAUAUAGUUACAUUUUAGGUUACUUGGCAGCGACCUUAGAGAUUGCUGCAGUUUAGGUUAAUGGACCAUGUUUUCUUAAGUUUUCAUGUGAUUUUUUUUCUCAUUAUUAAUUUAUUACCUUUACAUUGUACAUAACUAUUACUCCACCACGAUUAACAUUUUACCAUUAUUU